Molecule: messenger RNA, 382 nt
Organism: Lontra canadensis (Northern American river otter)
Lineage: Eukaryota; Metazoa; Chordata; Mammalia; Carnivora; Mustelidae
Gene: NDUFAF8
Product: NADH:ubiquinone oxidoreductase complex assembly factor 8
Exons: 3
Coding region: 64-288 (74 amino acids)
Biological process (GO): mitochondrial respiratory chain complex I assembly
Cellular component (GO): mitochondrion
Source: RefSeq, a predicted model, not a curated record
CCGGACACCGGAAGAGGACGGGCCCAAGAUGGCGGCGCCCAGUGUUGCCGGGAGGAAGCGCUCAUGUCGGGGAACGGAGCGGUGUGGGGGCGCGUGCGAAGCCGCCUCCGCGCCUUCCCCGAGCGCCUAGCAGCCUGUGGAGCCGAGGCCGCGGCCUACGGCAGGUGCGUGCAGGCGUCCACGGCCCCCGGCGGCCGCCUGACGAAGGAUCUGUGUGCGCGGGAGUUCGAGGCCCUGCGGAGCUGCUUUGCCGCCGCGGCCAAGAAGAGCCCGAGGGGAGGCCUUUAGGAUGGACGAGCCAGCACGGCACUUCCGUCUGCUGCCCCAGGGAGCAGAGCCCAGCGGCGCCGACGGCCCCAAAGGGCAAAUGGCGGAAACACGC